Linepithema humile (Argentine ant) is the source of this 1865-nucleotide messenger RNA. It is a transcript of the gene MFS16, whose product is annotated as major facilitator superfamily transporter 16. Gene Ontology annotation, cellular component: membrane. The record is from RefSeq and is a predicted model, not a curated record. NCBI's taxonomy places the organism in Eukaryota, Metazoa, Arthropoda, Insecta, Hymenoptera, Formicidae. Gene Ontology annotation, biological process: transmembrane transport. Gene Ontology annotation, molecular function: transmembrane transporter activity.
UAUUGAAAAAAAAACAACAUUAGAUAUGAAUGGACAAACAAAAGAUUUGCCAUGGGGUCUCCAGGGUUUGAGAUGCAUGUGCAAUGGUUGCUGCGAAGAUCGUCGUGUCAAUUGGAUGGCAUUGCAUCAGGGUGGAAUCUUAGUACUUACUUAUCUAGGAUAUACCUGUUAUCACUUGACUCGAAAGCCAAUAUCCGUAGUGAAAAAUGUUCUCCACGUCAAUUGCAGCAACUUGGUGCCACCUCCAAAUAUUUUAGUAAAUGACAGCAACCGGGAUACUUGGUGCGAUUGGGCACCAUUUGAUGAAUUAGAUGCUGGAGCAUUACUCGGUAUGCUGGACUCGGCAUUUCUCUUUGCAUACGCGCUGGCUAUGUUUCUCAGCGGCUUUAUAGCAGAGAGAGUAAACCUGCGCUACUUUCUUUCACUCGGUAUGCUUGCAUCAGGCAUAUCGUGCUAUUUAUUUGGAAUCGCUAGACCGUAUAACAUUCAUAAUAUAUGGUACUUCGUUUUCGUGCAGAUAAUGGGCGGAAUCUUCCAAACUUCCGGUUGGCCAGGUGUAGUUACAGUUGUGGGAAAUUGGUUCGGAAGGGGCAAACGCGGCUUGAUUUUCGGAAUCUGGAAUUCUCACACAUCUUUAGGAAAUAUAUUAGGCAGCCUAAUUGCGGCCGCGUACGUCGAGUCCGAUUGGGGCUUGAGCUUUAUGGUACCCGGAGCAAUAAUGGGAUUGAUAGGAUUUAUUAUCUUCUUGUUCCUUGUACCGAAUCCUAUCGACAUAGGAUACAGUCCACCAAGUUCUCUCGGAUAUCGGAAGAUUGAUGCGACGAAUAGUUCAGAUGAUGACGUGGCUGAUGUAGAUUACGAUUCUCGUAGUAUUGGCGAAGAUCGUGUCAUCUAUCGCUGUGUCUACCGUGAACAACUUACUGCUGACGAAUUGGCCAAUGAGCGGUCUGAGACCAGUCCAAUGUUGUCAGGACAUCGGCGCAUCCACAACGUACAUCAAAAUAAUGCAAUCGGUUUCAUAGGUGCUCUGAAAAUACCGGGUGUCAUCGAGUAUUCUUUAUCACUGUUCUUCGCGAAACUUGUUAGCUAUACAUUCCUCUACUGGUUACCAUUGUACAUUAAAGCCUCAACUACAUAUAGUGCGACUAUAAGCGCACAACUAUCGACUCUGUUCGAUGUCGGUGGCAUAAUAGGUGCCAUAGCAGCUGGUGUCCUCUCCGAUUACAGUGGCAUGAGCGCGUUGACGUGUGUCGUAAUGUUUGGACUUGCAUUUCCCGCGUUAUUCGUAUAUGAUUAUGUUGGUAACGUCAGUCUGGGCGUCAACAUAGUAUUGUUACUGAUAGCGGGUUUACUGGUGAAUGGUCCUUAUGCUUUAAUAACAACUGCUGUGUCAGCCGAAUUGGGGACUCAUCCUAGCUUAGGAGACAAUUCAAAAGCCUUAGCUACAGUGACCGCUAUAAUCGAUGGAACCGGCAGUAUCGGUGCUGCAGUUGGUCCACUGUUAGCAGGUCUAGUAUAUGCAUGGGCCGGAUGGCACAAUGUGUUUUACAUGCUUAUGUGUGCGGACUUAUUCGCCCUAUUGCUUCUGUCCAGAUUAGUUUACAAAGACUUAAGAUCGUACGUGCAAAGACGAAGAGUUAUACAAAUUUAAACUCUGAAAUAAUGUUAUUGUUAGAUAUGGAAAUAUCCGUAUGAAUUUUAAGCUUAAAUGUUUGGAUCUGCGUAUUUAUAAUCUCGAUCGUAUUUCCUUAAAAGUGCACAAAAAGUUGCACAGCAUUUCCGAUCGAAUUUAAAAGUGGUAUAUAAUGAUAUACAAAACAUUUAAAGAGUAUGGAAAUAAAUAGUAUAUUUUUUACAGUAUUUUA